This is a messenger RNA of Heterocephalus glaber (naked mole-rat), 2298 nucleotides long. It is a transcript of the gene Klhdc3, whose product is annotated as kelch domain containing 3. Lineage: Eukaryota; Metazoa; Chordata; Mammalia; Rodentia; Bathyergidae. The record is from RefSeq and is a predicted model, not a curated record. Gene Ontology annotation, cellular component: cytoplasm. Gene Ontology annotation, molecular function: protein binding; chromatin binding.
GCAUAAUCAACUGUGGUAAUGGGGUUCCCUGACCUGGGUAGGGGCACUGCUCUACUCUAAAAGCUUUUUUUACUUUAAAGCACCCAUGCCAGCUUUCAAUGGGCUGGCCAGGCCUGGCCGGGCUAUUAAUAGCUAUGUGUAUUUUGAUAUCCCCACCUUUAAGAGCACAGAGAUUCUUAGAGAGGUGGCAGACAGCAGAGCCAGAGACAAGGGAGCACACCCGCCUAGGAAGGGGGCUUAGAGCUUGUUCCAAACCAAGGAGAGGGUGGAGCUGCAUGAGUGGGGUGGGGGCCAACCAUGAUCACCAGUGUCUGAGCUGGCAAUCAGGUUGAGGCAGCCCCAUCUUUUGUUGUGGGAGAGCAUAGGGCCCAGGAUUGCUCCUUGACCUUACUAGCUCCCUGGGAUCAGGGCCAGCCAUCUGAGCUAACUAGUGUCCCUGUGGAGGGGUGGUGUGGGAGGCACACUAGGGUGACACUUAGAGGUGAAGGCUGGUCCUGGGCAGUCUUGGUGAGCUGGCCAGAGGCCUUGCCUGAGGAGCCCGUGGCCCUGAUUGUAAGCAGGUACCAGAGGCAGCAGGCCGUGCCGGGGGGGCAUGUUGCUGUGACCAGUGGCCCAGGGGAUGUUACGGUGGACGGUACAUCUGGAGGGAGGGCCACGCAGGGUGAACCAUGCUGCAGUGGCUGUUGGGCACCGAGUAUACUCCUUUGGGGGUUACUGCUCUGGUGAAGACUAUGAGACGCUGCGACAGAUAGAUGUUCACAUUUUCAAUGCAGUAUCCUUGCGUUGGACAAAGCUGCCCCCGGUGAGGCCGGCCAUCCGAGGGCAGGCUCCUGUGGUUCCCUACAUGCGAUAUGGACACUCAACCGUCCUCAUCGAUGACACGGUCUUCCUUUGGGGCGGGCGGAAUGACACUGAAGGAGCCUGCAAUGUGCUCUACGCAUUUGAUAUCAAUACUUACAAAUGGUCCACACCCCGUGUGUUGGGAGCAAUUCCUGGAGCCCGGGAUGGACAUUCUGCUUGUGUCUUCGGCAAGAUUAUGUACAUUUUUGGGGGCUAUGAGCAGCUGGCGGAUUGCUUUUCCAAUGACAUUCACAAGCUGGAUACGAGCACCAUGACUUGGACUCUUAUUUGUACGAAGGGCAACCCUGCACGCUGGAGGGACUUCCAUUCCGCCACAAUGCUGGGCAGUCACAUGUAUGUCUUUGGGGGCCGUGCCGACCGCUUUGGGCCAUUCCACUCUAACAACGAGAUUUAUUGCAAUCGUAUUCGCGUCUUUGACACCAGAACUGAAGCCUGGCUGGACUGUCCCCCAACGCCAGUGCUGCCUGAGGGGCGCCGGAGCCACUCAGCCUUUGGCUACAACGGGGAGCUGUACAUCUUUGGUGGCUAUAAUGCAAGGCUGAACCGGCACUUCCAUGACCUCUGGAAGUUUAACCCUGUGUCUUUUACCUGGAAAAAGAUUGAACCGAAGGGGAAGGGGCCGUGUCCCCGCCGGCGCCAGUGCUGCUGUAUUGUUGGUGACAAGAUUGUCCUCUUUGGGGGUACAAGCCCGUCUCCUGAGGAAGGCCUGGGAGAUGAAUUUGACCUCAUAGAUCAUUCUGAUUUACACAUUUUGGAUUUUAGCCCUAGUCUGAAGACUCUGUGCAAACUGGCAGUGAUUCAGUAUAACCUGGACCAGUCCUGUUUGCCCCAUGACAUCAGGUGGGAGCUGAAUGCCAUGACCACCAACAGCAAUAUCAGUCGCCCGAUCAUCUCCUCCCACGGGUAGGAGGACUGCCGCCACCCUCCUGCGCCUGCUGUAGUCUUCAGUGCCCCUGCCACCUCUCACCUGCCUGCCCGCCUUGGACCCGGACUCAGUUACCUCCACGUGGAGUUGCUGGACUAGAGGUGUUUCUGUGCUGUGAAUUAAGUGGGGAGCUGGCGGGAGCGAGGGCCAGGUCCCUCUUCUGUCGGGCCGAGGGCCCCUUCCCCUUGGUGCUCUGUACCCAUCCACCUCCCUCCAGCUGCUCCUGGGCCUCUGCUCUGCCCCAGGCCAUCCAGUAACCAGGCUCUGCUGGGAAGGGAGGCGAGUGGGGAGAAGGGGGAAACGUGCAGUGUCCGAGCCUCAGGAGCUUCCCUCUCCUCGUGCCAACCUCCCUCCUUGAGCAUUGCUAGCGAGAAGCUGCAGCUGCUGGCGCGCGACCUCCUCUCCCGGACCCGAGGAGGCGGGGCCCAACCGAUCACCCUUCCCCUCCCCGAGCUGCUGGUGCACCCCGAAGCUCAGCCAGCUCUUGUUUUAUAAAAAUGAAGUAAAACGUG